Messenger RNA from Cadophora gregata, 1157 nucleotides. RefSeq lists its product as uncharacterized. The transcript is spliced from 2 exons. Bases 228 to 1157 code for a protein of 309 amino acids. The record is from RefSeq and is a predicted model, not a curated record. Lineage: Eukaryota; Fungi; Ascomycota; Leotiomycetes; Helotiales; Ploettnerulaceae.
AGUAUCACAACACCAGCAUCACCAUCGCCAUUAUCGUUAUCGAUAUCAUUGACCGCUCCGCUCGACCAAGCCACAAAACACCACACAACUCCAGCUAUCAUCAAUAACUCUUUAAGACACUGCCUACCUGCCUACCAGUCACCACUCACCACUCACCAUCCUCCCUCCAGACCCCCCUCCAACCCCAACCACAACCUACACCUACACACUCGGUCACCACCCCCCAAAUGUCAUCCUCCCCUUCCCCCUCCCCCUCCUCCAACCCCCUCCCCUUUAACCUCUCCCUCACGAAAUUCCAACCCCACCCCACCCAAAUCCAAGCCUUCUGCCACUCGGCGCAGCAGAAAUGGCAAGGCGCAACGGAAGCGCAUCAUUGCGUACGGGAUGUGUUGAGGGAGUAUAGGAGGCUGUUUGGGGAGAUGGUUGGGGUUUAUGAGGAGUUUGUGGGGAUUCUGGGGGAGUUGAGGGGUGUGAGGGAUGGGGUUGUGAGAGAGGGGGGGGAUGAAGAGUUGAGGAUGGAGAUGGGGGGAUGGAAUGAGGAGAAGGGGAAGGGGAAGGGGAAGGAGGUUCAGGAGAAUAGCGAUGUCGUGGCAACAAGUGAGAAGGAGAAUGUACAAGCCCAAAGCGAAGAAGACAACUCGAGCCAAACGGAUAGCGCUCUGGCUUCAUCGGUGAGGCAGCAAGAUGAUGCACCAAGCGGGGACAGGCACAGUGGUGUCGUCAAUCACGUUCGAGGGGCUGUUGUUGAAAAUGUUGAAAAUGAGGCGUCUAUGAAUACAGAUGGCGCUGUCAAUGUCACGCAAAAUGGUUCUCUCUUAGUCCCUGCAGUACCCUCAAUCACCUUGAACGGUGCUCAAAUACCAAAUAUGGAGAAUCUCGGCUUUCAAAGCACCACCCAGCUCCAAGAAUCAAAUGACACAAGUCCAUUACCAAGCAUCAAAACUCUUGGAUUCCCAAGCACGAAGAAGCUUCAACAGUUGCAUCAUGGACAAGAGCAGCUUCCAGGUCUCAAAACCCUCGGAUUCCCAACCACGAAACAACUUCAAGAGGCGAAUGGUGCUACGCCACUACCGAGUAUUAGAACUCUUCUAGAUAGGAAGAAGUCUCAAGGCCGCAGAAAUUCCAGAUCCGAUAGAGGCUCCACACUUCCCAUCUGA